Messenger RNA from Coccidioides immitis RS, 567 nucleotides. RefSeq lists its product as uncharacterized. The transcript has 4 exons. The record is from RefSeq and is a predicted model, not a curated record. NCBI's taxonomy places the organism in Eukaryota, Fungi, Ascomycota, Eurotiomycetes, Onygenales, Onygenaceae. Bases 1 to 567 code for a protein of 188 amino acids.
AUGGCGUGGAUGCCCACCCUCCCCAAGAUGAGCCCAUCUGCCGGCGCUUCUGGCUGUAUCUGCAGUCUCCCAGCGCCGCCAAUGGCAGCUCUGUCGAGUACCACAUGGUGGGAUGAUGGAGCCCAGCAGGUGACUAGGCUGGUGAUGUUCCAAUCUCAACGGAGUGUUUCUGCGCCGCCUCGCAGGUUAAUAGUCACUCCAACAGAGAUCCCAACCGUAGCGGAGCCAUCUCCGCUUUCGCUAGAUAUGGGACGUAACUACGGGUCGCAACUAGGUAUCCAACCUCCUAGCGAAUCACUCCAACUUGAGGCCCGGCUGCGGGCUCCAUCACUUGGAAUUUCAGCCUUCCAUAACAUGAUUCGACACAAAAUAUCAUCCCAUUUGAAAACGCCAUCUCUAAGCAGCGGCCAGCUGCUGUGCCUUUUAGCUGGCCAUUUGCCGCCUUAUAUUCAGGGUGCCACAUAUGGGAUACACGUCGUGCAAGAGUCUCUAGGAUCAUUGGAAGCUUCUGAUGACGCUGACCCGGGCCGCUACGAGCUCUUUUCCUUCAAGCCAUCAUUUUCGUGA